UAAGUUGAGUAAACUGCCCCAGAACUCUCAAGCUCUGAUGCUCCAGCAAACUGACCAGUGGUUUCAGAAGCCAGUUCAACAGACUAAUCAGCAGUUUCCUCAGAAGCUUCAGAUUCAGAAGCCAGUAGCGAAGGCUGAGCCUUUGGACAAAUGUGCUGUAGCUGAUUAUGAGCAGAUCCAAUGUGGACAACCUGGUAUCAGUAGUGCUGAAUGUGAAGCUAUCAACUGCUGCUUUAGUGGACAGCAGUGUUACUAUGGGAAGGCAGUGACUGUCCAGUGUAUAAGAGAUGGUCAGUUUGUGGUGGUGGUGGCUAGAGAUGUUACACUGCCUCGACUGAGUCUGGAUUAGUCAGUCUACUGGGAGGAAGUGACCCACCUUGCAGUCCUGUGGGGUCCA
This is a messenger RNA of Cyprinus carpio (common carp), 397 nucleotides long. RefSeq names its product zona pellucida sperm-binding protein 4-like. Lineage: Eukaryota; Metazoa; Chordata; Actinopteri; Cypriniformes; Cyprinidae. Gene Ontology annotation, biological process: prevention of polyspermy; binding of sperm to zona pellucida. Gene Ontology annotation, cellular component: egg coat. Bases 38 to 349 code for a protein of 103 amino acids. Gene Ontology annotation, molecular function: acrosin binding; structural constituent of egg coat. The record is from RefSeq and is a predicted model, not a curated record. The transcript has 2 exons.